AUCGGAUGAGAAGUUAUUCGACAUGUGACCACAUAUAGAUCACUAUAGAUAAGAUAAAAUAUAUAUAUAGCAAUCAAAAUGUGAAUGGAGUAAAUGGAUGCAUUGACAAAUAUCCAUCAAGAGUAUAUAAAGAAUGUCACUAAUCAAUUUAGAAGUGUGCCAGCAGCAGUGACAACAUCCAAUCCCUCAUAUCAGUGGCCAUCAAGUCCAAUUUUACCGCCAAUAUCAAGUCGAACACCUCAUUUAGUGCCAGAAACCAAUGUUCCAACUAAUAGUACUAGCUCUGUAUGCAUAACACCGGCAACAACAACAGGUCUCAAUACCACUGUAAUUUUUACAAAUCAAACAAACAUUACACAUAACGCGAGCAAUAACACUUACAAUAACAGUAUAAAUGAUAGUAGAAUUGUAACGAGCGCCUCAAAUACAUCAUUUAGCAAUAGUAGUGAAACAACGGCCAAUAGCUCAAUACCCACGUCAAAUCGAACAUACAGCUGAACGGAGCUUAGACGGCAAUCUUCGAGCACAGCGUCUUCAACGUCAGAACAAAAUAACAAAUAUUCAAAGAAACGAAUUCGCGUUACUCGUGUGUAAGUGUUAGUUUUUAAUCUUUACUACUUUAUGAUUUGUUCAUUUUUUUUGUGAUGAACAAAAAACUACGAAAUCUUUUGUCAGCUACUGUGAUCGAAGAUUGACCGUUCUUGAAAAUAUAUGAUGAUAAUGAUAACAAAUAUCCAAAAAAAAACAUGUGUUUUAAAAGAGAUUGCUAUACAAUUAUAAUUUUUCGCGAACUUAGAGGUUAUCAUAAGUUCCUUUUAAUGAAGAUGGAAUUUCAGAAAUAUAUAAGAAAGUAACUAGCAUUCAAAAUAUAAGGACAUUAUUGUUAAAAGAUCCACAAAAUAAGGAUCUAAUGCACACUCCAAAGGAUCUAAUGCCACUUUGGAUUAUUCCAAAGUAACAAAAUCUGCAUACAUGUAUAUACAGGUGGCGCAUAUAAUAGGGCCACUCUUAGGGGGUGGGAAUUUUGAAAAACCCUUUGGGGGGUAUGUUGGGGGAAAAAAAUAAAAAAUUUCUAUCUGAGCAGACCUCUCAAAUCUUACAAAGUCAAUUUUACACUUUUUUGGUUCAAAAUUUGUGAAAAAACGUGAAUGAGAAAAAUAUCGAUUCUAAGGUAAUUUUUCAUGCUGAUUCCGAAUUUUUGUGUUUCAGGUCAAAAAAUCACAUUUUGGGGGUUUUUGACCCCCCGACCCUUUUAAGGGGUGGAGGGACUUGGAGGGCGGGGGUCCUAAAAAAUUUCUAUCGUCAUUCUGAACAACUUUGUAGUACAUUAUUUUUUGAUCCGAUGAACUUUUGAAAAAUUUGGGGCACCCCCACCCCCCUGGGG
This is a messenger RNA of Contarinia nasturtii (swede midge), 1384 nucleotides long. Its product is annotated as GATA zinc finger domain-containing protein 12-like. Lineage: Eukaryota; Metazoa; Arthropoda; Insecta; Diptera; Cecidomyiidae. The record is from RefSeq and is a predicted model, not a curated record. Bases 94 to 498 code for a protein of 134 amino acids. The transcript is spliced from 2 exons.